Messenger RNA from Mercenaria mercenaria, 851 nucleotides. RefSeq names its product C1q-related factor-like. The record is from RefSeq and is a predicted model, not a curated record. The coding region runs from base 68 to 787 and encodes 239 amino acids. Gene Ontology annotation, molecular function: protein binding. Lineage: Eukaryota; Metazoa; Mollusca; Bivalvia; Venerida; Veneridae. The transcript is spliced from 2 exons.
UGUAGCAUGUAGGCAAUCGUUUGACGUUUCUAGUUCUAAACUGUACGCCGUUUUUGAACGGUUAAAAAUGAAAGCUUUUCAGGUGUUAAGUUUUGUACUGUUACUCUUCAUACUGGGAACCGAUACCAGUAAUGUAAAUUCUCAGAAUAUGCCACAAACUGCGAGUAAUCAGGCAAACAUUGAUCUGAUCGAGGAAAAGAUUAAAGGCAUAAGGGAGGUCUAUGACGACAAACUAAAUAAAAUGUAUGAAAAACUAACACUGACAGAAAAACGUUACAGCGAUCUUCAGCGCCAGUAUUCCAAUUUAGCCGAAAUAGUACGAGGAUUUACAAGAAAGCGAGGUCUUCUAGACAGUCGGUCAUCACAAACCACAACUUCAUCUCAUACACAACCUAAGAUCGCUUUCUACGCACAACUCACUCAAGACAAGACUGCCCUUGGUGACCAUCAGCCCAUAGAGUUUGACAUGGUUACGACAAACAUAGGAAAUGCAUACAAUAAAGCAGACGGAAUGUUUACGGCACCGGUUCCAGGAACAUACGUGUUUUCAUGGACGGCCGCUAAUCAUAUUCGAAGUUUCAUGUGGUCGCAACUGGUUAUAAAUGGUUUAAUGCAUGGCAAAACUCUGACUGAUUCUGCAGAUCACAUUUCUGUGGCCUCAAAUACGGUUGUCGUAAACCUAAAAGCUGGCGAUGUUGUCUGGAUACGAACAAUGGCCGAUCACAGUCACAGGUUAAUGGGAUCCCAGUUGUCAACUUUCUCCGGAUGGCUUUUAUAUUCGGACUGAUAUUUCCCGCCAGUAAAUAAACACAAAUAGAAUCUAUGAAUUAUUGUGUCAUGUAAUCUGUUAA